AUGAUCGUGCCGUCAGCUGCACGUCCGCAAGGAGGCAGCAUAUUCGUGUCAAGUUUCACGCUCACUGUCAUCGCAUUGGAUCGAUGUCUGUUGAUUCUGAAGCCGAACAAGGAGAUGAUCGGCUACAAUCGAGCAGUGGCGAUCGUUGUGGCCAUUUGGGUCUGUGGGUAUGCGCUUGCCUUACCUGUCGGCAUAUUCUCAAGAGCUGUCAGUUACGACGAACUUUGCGGCCAGAUGCGAUGGAAUCAGGCCGGUCGGCUCUACGGUCUUUCAGUACUGCUGUCACAGUUUGGUGUUCCGGCUUUGAUAUCAUCCGUGUGCUACUGGCUUAUCAGUCAAGUGAUGUCGUCACAAUUGGAACGACGUCGAGGUCACACACUCCUCAAAGAGUCUGAGGAGAAGCUCGUGAAUAGAAAAGCUCGCGCUAAUAGGAUGAUGAUUGCUAUGGUGCUCGGAUUCAUUUUCGCUUGGAUGCCAUUGAACGCCAUAAAUAUGUAUCGCGAUUGGGGCUCAUUCACCAAUAAACCAUGGUUUUCAACGGUAUUUGCAUUGUGUCAUGUAUCAGCGAUGACGUCAGCGGCCUUGAAUCCAGUGAUUUAUUCGUGGUUCAAUCCACAAUUCCGUAGAGCCGUCCAGUCGUUAUGCAGUGGUCAUGGGAAAGCAACAAAAAACAAAUAUCACACCGACACUCCUACAAAACCUGUUGAGACUACCACCGAAGUGAAAAUAAAGACGGAGUUACUUCUAAACGACUGCCAUCAACCGGGCGAUCAGAUUCUGUGA
Molecule: messenger RNA, 783 nt
Organism: Ostertagia ostertagi
Lineage: Eukaryota; Metazoa; Nematoda; Chromadorea; Rhabditida; Trichostrongylidae
Source: the annotation of a GenBank genome assembly